Messenger RNA from Pseudoliparis swirei, 5696 nucleotides. RefSeq names its product protein phosphatase 2, regulatory subunit B, alpha b (gene ppp2r2ab). NCBI's taxonomy places the organism in Eukaryota, Metazoa, Chordata, Actinopteri, Perciformes, Liparidae. The record is from RefSeq and is a predicted model, not a curated record. Gene Ontology annotation, molecular function: protein phosphatase regulator activity; protein binding. Gene Ontology annotation, biological process: peptidyl-serine dephosphorylation. The transcript is spliced from 9 exons. The coding region runs from base 2946 to 4364 and encodes 472 amino acids. Gene Ontology annotation, cellular component: protein phosphatase type 2A complex; cytosol.
ACAGCAAGCUAGCUCGCCGGCUGCUGCUAGCAAACCCUAGCUGUUUACCAUUAUCGCGAGCGAGCUAACCGCGUUAGCCAAACAUUGCUAGCUGCGACAAAAACCCUAAAUCGCUAACUUGUGCUUUCCCGCAACGUUUCUCAGACGUGUGCAAUGCAUUUUCUGACUACCGUUAGCGCGAAUUCACCUGGUCUGCUGUCGAUGUUAAAGCACAAUGAGCUCGUCUGCAGACAUUUAUCAGACAUACCAUGACUGGAUUGACAAGCCAGGCUAGCAAACGUUAGCUCAAACUUUGACAUUGCCCACAUGCAGGCUAGUCCUCCUCCGGGCCUGCUGCAGACCGAGCAAGCUGUUAAAUGCUCCGUGCAAUUUCUAACAAAGGGGCUGAAGCGUCAAGUCUGCGAGUAUUGCAUACAUAUUGUGUGAAUGUUCUCCUCAAUUUAAGAUUAAAAUAGUCAGGAUUUCGGCUGCUCACGUUAGCAUUUUCCAUUUUCAUUCAUCAGCUGAUAGCCGUGCAGUGAAUGCAGAGUUAUUAAAAAUGAUAUGCGGCUGAAGUCCAAUGUAAUCGAUUGAGAUAUGGCUAUUUGUGAAUUUGGCAGAUAACUGGUCGCCACUGACAUGUUCAGUCCAGACAUGUGGUCCAACUGGGCGGGGAAGUGACUGGUCUGAGGGCUGAGGCACCUCACAUCAUCCUUUUGUUAAAACUGACUGACCAAGAUGAUUUAAACAGCAAAGCAACUGUUUAUUUUGACUAUUUUCUUCUGCAAGGAAUGCAGGCAAAUCUAUGAGUGCCCCAUGUAUGUCCUGCCCAGCAGCUGCCCUGUUCUGGCUGUUUGUUUUAAAUCAUGAUUCAUCUCAGAAUACUUUCUAUGAUGAAGCUGCGGUGACUCAUAAAUGUCCUUGGUUAUUCCGCAGAGCUUUUUCCACCAUGUAUUAUCGACAAACCGGACCAUUUGACGUUGUGUAAUAACAAAUGAUCACGUGUGAAAGAAGAGGAAAACAAUGUGGAAUUCAACUCGCUAUGUUGUGCAAUGAUCUGUGCCGGGAGAAUAACCUGUUGAGGCAAAUGAUGGAGGUCAUCAAACAGGCCGGCAUGUUUAUUCUUGUUGAUAUAUUUUUAACCUGCCGGUUUAACAGUUGCCCAGACGUAAAAUGAAAGCCGUUUCAAGACUGCGUUCACCUUUUAUUACUAUGAUCUGGAGCUAAGUACAUGAUUUGCAAUCAAGUUUCCUCUCUUAAUUUCUCAUUUAGUAGAUGCAUUCAUUCUUAGUAGAUGUUAAAAAUCCUUGACAUCCAAGUUGCAUGUUUCUUAAUACAUACCUGCAAACUUGUCACCUUUCGGUGAAAUUCACCGUUUUGAAUUCAAAAUAGGUCAUCCACGUGAAUCGUGGAGAUCCGAAGAGUUUUUUGGGGGGGGGGGUCACCUGGCCCGCUGCCGUUGAGAUUGCAGUGAGACGCAGAGAAAAAUGUGAAGUGGUGCUCUUCGCAAUAAAACAUCUUUGAUGGGGCGUGUCGAGUCUCGGCCAAUCAGCGUUCAGAUUUCGACAUCGUUUGGUGGUUUAGGUUAGCUUAAAUGUUAGCCCGCUACAUCUGCUGCUGUCACGCUGCACGGUGUAGCGAUGCUAACAAAGUACCCGUACGUUAAACACCAUGUGAUUUAGCAUAUUUUUAGGAUCGAUACUUCAUUAAGAGAGCGAUCAGAGCGCACGCGCUGCUCCGUGUCGAGCUGUCUGCGCACACUGCGCUGCGCAGCUCACAGCGAGAGAAGUGGCGGAGCUUAGAGACUUCGGCUUAACAAAUACAAAGAUGCCAGAAGUGAAAUGUUUGUCUGUAAAGUUCUGUAACUCUACAGCUGCUCAUCCUGAUGAACUGUGGAUCAUCUGGUCAGAGACUAACGGCCUCAUAGUGUAUAAUCAAUGCUAUGAUGGAACCAUGUAGUUUCAUUCAUAUCUGGCUGUAUUAAUACUAAUAUUACUGUCAUUUAGGUGUUGAAAAAGUUGGUAAAAAGUGAACCAUACAGAUGUUUUAUUUAUUACUAUUAUAGAUAAAUAUACCAGUCUCGUAUUUAUGGUACCAUAUUGUUUUUAUUGUAUUGAAUUCUGGUAUCGGGUAUCAUGAUAUUUAUGGCAGGUAUGUAAUAUGUAUAGAAGUUAUAAUAUGAGUAUCGUGACAAACAGGUAGAGACAGAACAGAUUCAGGGAGAAGUCCAUGAGGACUGUUCAGGCAACAAAAAGGAAGUUGGUUCAUGAAUGACUUUAACCAUAUUAUAUAUAAUGACAAUGUAUAUUUGUUAUUACUAUCAUUAUAGGGCUGAGUCAGAGCGGAGGACCUUUUGUUCUUAAACUGUUUAUUAUCAUUAUUUAGAUUUGUGGUCAGAACAAUAAAAUGACUGUAGUUGUGGUUCUAAAAGCUUUGAGGCUUCAAACAACGUGGAUGUGGUGUGGUGACAACAACAAAAAAGAAAGUCACCUGCACCCCCCCCCCCCCCCCCGUUGUCACCUUUUUCACCCCUCAUGAGUUUGCAGGUAUGUUAAUAAUAUAAAAUGGAUUUUGCCUCCUUAAUGUGCCCAAAGCAUAGCUGGCAUUGCCGGUAUCAGGUGUGGAACACUUCAGGUAUACCUAUAUCUUGAGUUUAGCUUCCUUGAGAUUGAAGGGUCCUAUUUGAUAUCAAUAUAAUUGUCUUUUUAAGCAGGACUUCGAGACGCUGUGAGAGGAUAUGUGACUUCAUCUCAGCGUCCUUCCAACAGAGUUUCAACUAUCCCACUCUGCCUAAGAGUGCCAAUGUGCUGAAACAAAUACGUGAAGGAUGUGCAACUAUUUGUGCGAGUAUCAACAAGGACCGGUCCAAGCGCACACUGAGUACACUGAUUUGACUCUCCACAUUGUGUAGUUAAUUACUGCUCCGGCACUCUAUCCUCACGUCGCACGGCAGUCAGAUUCUUGCGAUGACGCAAUAUCGCGUGAGAAUCGCAGGAUCGCGCAGAACUGCGCUUGAAUGUUUAUUUACCCUUCUUUUGUUUUCCAUCUCUGCAGGACCUGGAGGUGACAUGCAGUGGUGCUUCUCUCAGGUGAAAGGAGCCAUCGAUGAUGACGUAGCUGAAGCGGACAUCAUAUCCACGGUCGAGUUUAACCACACAGGGGAGCUGCUCGCCACGGGAGACAAGGGGGGCCGUGUCGUCAUUUUCCAGCAGGAAAUAGAGAAUAAGAAUCAGCCUCAGUUCCGGAGCGAAUACAAUGUUUACAGCACUUUCCAGAGCCACGAGCCGGAGUUUGACUACCUGAAGAGUUUGGAAAUAGAAGAGAAGAUCAACAAGAUCCGCUGGCUUCCUCAGAAGAACGCGGCUCAGUUCCUGUUGUCGACUAACGAUAAGACAAUCAAGUUGUGGAAAAUCAGCGAACGAGACAAGAGACCAGAGGGUUAUAAUCUCAAAGAGGAGGACGGACGCUACAAAGACCCCAACACGAUCACGGGACUGCGGGUGCCAGUUUUAAUACCCAUGGACCUCAUGGUGGAAGCCAGUCCGCGGAGGGUGUUCGCCAACGCUCACACCUACCACAUCAACUCCAUCUCGGUCAACAGCGACGACGAGACGUACCUGUCCGCAGACGACCUCCGCAUCAACCUCUGGAACCUCGAGAUCACCGACCGCAGCUUCAACAUCGUCGACAUCAAACCAGCCAACAUGGAGGAGCUGACGGAGGUGAUCACGGCAGCGGAGUUCCAUCCGCUCCAGUGCAACACCUUCGUCUACAGCAGCAGCAAAGGAACCAUCCGCCUGUGUGACAUGAGGGCGUCGGCGCUGUGCGACAAGCACUCAAAGCUGUUUGAGGAGCCGGAGGAUCCCAGCAAUCGCUCCUUCUUCUCCGAGAUCAUAUCCUCGAUCUCGGAUGUGAAGUUCAGCCACAACGGACGCUACAUGAUGACCAGGGACUACUUGUCCGUCAAGAUCUGGGAUCUGAACAUGGAGAGCAGGCCGGUGGAGACCUAUCAGGUCCACGAAUACCUGAGGAGCAAGCUGUGCUCGCUGUACGAGAACGACUGCAUCUUUGACAAGUUUGAAUGCUGCUGGAAUGGCGAUGACAGUGUGGUGAUGACCGGCUCGUACAACAACUUCUUCCGGAUGUUCGACCGCGGCCAGCGGCGGGAUAUGACCCUGGAGGCCUCCCGAGAGAACAGCAAGCCCAUGCAGGUCCUGAAGCCUCGCAAGGUGUGCGCGGGCGGAAAGCGCAAGAAGGACGAAAUCAGCGUGGACAGUUUGGACUUCAACAAGAAGAUCCUCCACACGGCCUGGCAUCCCCAGGACAACAUCAUCGCCGUGGCGACGACCAACAACCUCUACAUAUUCCAGGAUAAAGUGAACUAACGGCGCGACGGGGCUUCGAACGCGAGAUCUGUCGCGGGUGUCGUUGUGUGUACCACGCCCCGCCCCCUCCCCCCACCCCUCGCCGCCUCGUCCAGGGUGACCUGCGGUAACGCCGGCGGUCAGCGUCCCUGUGUCCGUCGCUCCCGGGUGACCAGACUUUGCCACUUUGUUCUAGAUGUGGACAGAGGAGGCCUCGCUCUUGCCCAUCAUCAGCCCGUUAGUGGCAGAGUAACACCUGCCUUGUUGUUUAAGCAAUGUUGUGCCAAUUCCUCCCCCCGUGUCCCUGCUUCCCCGCCCCGCCCCCUUUUUCUUUUUUUGCCAGCCCACCUGCCCUUUUCUUCCCCUGGGGUAACAUGGGUAAACAAGUUUAAUUUCCUUCAAAUUCUGAAUACAGACACCUUUAUUUUUAUAACUUCCCCCUCCCCCCUUGGUCCUGUGGUAGAAAAUGGAAGAAAAAACCCCCACUUAAUUAGUAUGUCCCCGUAUUGUCCUUUGCCAUUGUGGUGUUUAUUUUUCUAAGAAAAAAAAUGCCUCUUCUCCUCCUUUUUUUUUUUUUUUGUAUACACCUUUUUUUAUUAAUUCAUCUGUUGUACUGUUAUAGUAUUCUUUGAGUAUCUUCACAUGUCACCCCUCCAUUCAUUAAACCAAUGCGUACUCAACUGUCACAGUUGCGGGACCGCAACAACUUCAGCGGUUGCCACCGCCCCCCCCCCCCCAUGUCCUGUCAUCUUAAUGCGUUGGUUCCUCUUCCUCUUUUGGUUUGUGUUUGACAAGUCAGGUAUGACAGAUGGCCUAAUCAAAGAUAAUUAUUAUGAUUGUCAUAUUUAUAUUAAGAGCGAGAAGAAAAGAAAAAAGUUAAAUGUCACCAGAUUUGGUUACGUCCCAUUUUGUGAAAUGAAACUGGACCUUUACACUUUUUAUUAUUUUGUUGUCUUUUUGUUUUGUUUUUUAGUGAUCUUGAGUAUUGUCUUCCCAUGGUGCACCGCGGCUCCGAAGCAGUACUUCACAACAGGGGAAAGAAGAAGAAAAACACUGGACUCUUUGCUGCACCAAUUUAAGUACUUGGAUGUGUUUUUUGAAAGUUUAAAAAGAAAUAACAUUUGAGGCAUUAAGUCACUUAAAGUGUUUGUUUUUUGUGUUCAAACUACUGCAGGCGUUAUUACUGCUACUGUGUGUACUGGUACAAUAAGCUGCGCAAGGAUUUGCAGCGGUUGAUGUCUCCACGCGUAUUUAAAAAAUGUGGACAGGUCAGACUAUGUUGAUGCCUCUAGUAAUGUAUAACUACAAUUUUAAACUAUGACAGUGAAGAUAAUAAAGGAACUACUUUUUGCA